This is a messenger RNA of Salvelinus namaycush (lake trout), 6962 nucleotides long. Its product is annotated as phospholipid-transporting ATPase ID-like. Gene Ontology annotation, molecular function: magnesium ion binding; ATP binding; ATP hydrolysis activity. Gene Ontology annotation, cellular component: plasma membrane. Gene Ontology annotation, biological process: Golgi organization; phospholipid translocation. The transcript is spliced from 28 exons. NCBI's taxonomy places the organism in Eukaryota, Metazoa, Chordata, Actinopteri, Salmoniformes, Salmonidae. The record is from RefSeq and is a predicted model, not a curated record. Bases 1 to 4053 code for a protein of 1350 amino acids.
AUGGGGAAGGAGGAGAGGAGGGUCCGGGCCAAUGACAGAGAAUACAACGAGAAGUUUCAGUAUGCGAGUAACUGUAUUGUGACGUCUAAGUACAACGUCAUCACCUUUCUGCCCGUCAACCUGUUUGAACAGUUCCAGGAAGUGGCCAACACCUACUUCCUCUUUCUGCUCAUACUGCAGUUGAUUCCUCAGAUCUCGUCUCUCUCCUGGUUCACCACCAUAGUGCCUUUAGUCCUGGUGCUCAGCAUCACUGCAGUAAAGGAUGCCACCGACGACUACUUCCGUCACAAGAGUGACAACCAGGUGAACAACCGCCAGUCUCAGGUCGUCAUCCACGGCUCUCUUCAGAAGGAGAAGUGGAUGAAUGUAAGAGUGGGUGAUAUCAUUAAACUGGAGAAUAACCAGUUUGUUGCAGCUGACCUUCUCUUACUGUCCAGUAGUGAACCUCAUAGCCUCUGUUACAUCGAAACCGCAGAGCUAGACGGGGAGACCAAUAUGAAGGUGCGUCAGUCUCUGUCUGUGACUGCAGAGCUGGGAGACCCCAACAACCUGGCCUCUUUUGAUGGUGAGGUGGUCUGUGAGCCUCCCAACAACAAGCUGGACAGGUUCUGUGGUCUUCUGUGCUGGAGAGACUGUAAAUACCCCCUGAGCAACCACAACAUGUUACUACGAGGCUGUGUCCUCCGCAACACAGAGACCUGCUACGGACUGGUCAUCUUUGCAGGCCCAGACACCAAGCUGAUGCAGAAUAGUGGUCGCACCAAGUUCAAACGCACAAGCAUUGACCGCCUCAUGAACACACUGGUGCUCUGGAUCUUUGGCUUCAUGGUGUGUAUGGGUGUGAUCCUGGCUGUGGGGAACGCUGUGUGGGAGAGAGAGGUGGGUUCUCUGUUCCAGAGUUACCUGGCCUGGGACCUGCCUGUAGACAACUUCCUAUUCUCUGCUUUCCUCUCCUUCUGGUCCUACGUCAUCAUUCUCAACACCGUGGUGCCCAUCUCACUCUACGUCAGUGUGGAGGUGAUUAGGCUGGGUCAUAGUUACUUUAUAAACUGGGACAGGAAGAUGUUCUGUCCACAGUGUAACACAGCAGCUGAAGCCAGGACCACCACUCUCAACGAGGAACUGGGACAGGUGGAGUACAUCUUCAGUGACAAGACAGGAACUCUCACUCAAAACAUCAUGAGCUUUAGCAAGUGCUCUAUCAAUGGACAUGCCUAUGGUGAGGUGAUCGACCCGUUGGGAGCACAGCUAAAGAGGUUAGACUUCUCCUCCUUCAACCCCCUGGCGGACCCUGACUUCUGUUACUAUGACAACGGUCUGCUGAAGUCGGUGAAGCUGGGAGACCUUCACAGCCACGAGUUCUUCCGGCUGCUUUCUCUCUGUCACACCGUCAUGAGUGAGGAGAAGAAGGAGGGAGAGUUGAUGUAUAAGGCUCAGUCUCCAGAUGAGGGUGCGUUGGUGACAGCAGCCAGGAACUUUGGUUUUGUGUUCCGGUCUAGAACCCCUGGUACUGUCACUGUGACAGAGCUGGGCCGACCCGUCACAUACACACUGCUGGCCAUCCUCGACUUCAACAACAUCCGCAAGAGGAUGUCCGUUAUAGUGCGUAACCCCGAGGGGAGGAUCCGUCUAUACUGUAAAGGAGCUGAUACUCUGCUGUUUGAGAGGCUCCACCCCUCCAACCAUCACCUGAUGAAUAUCACAACAGAUCACCUUAAUGAGUAUGCUGGGGACGGCCUGCGGACCCUGGCCCUGGCCUACAGAGACCUGUCAGAGGAGCAGUGGGAGGAGUGGUCAGAGAGACACCGCCAAGCAGACAGAGCUACAGACUGUAGAGAGGACAGACUGGCUGACAUAUAUGAACACAUAGAACAGGACAUGAUGCUCCUGGGAGCCACAGCCAUAGAGGAUAAGCUACAGGAGGGAGUUCCUGAGACCAUCGCUAUCCUCUCUCUUGCUAACAUCAAGAUUUGGGUCCUCACGGGAGACAAACAGGAGACAGCAGUUAAUAUAGGUUACUCCUGUAAGAUGCUGACUGGUGAUAUGACUGAGGUGUUCAUCAUCAGUGGAAACACAGUGCUGAGUGUUAGAGAGGAACUCAGGAGAGCGAGGGAGAGGAUGAUAGAGUUUGCCCGUACGAGAGAGGGAGGAAAGGAGGAGGGGAUGGAGGGAUGGGGCGAGGCCUGUUCUCUGGGGAAUGGGUUUGGGGGAGACGGGGGAGGAGAGGGGAGAGAGUGGCCCUCUGUGGGGGACAAACAGCAGCAAUGUCCCCCUCCCCCUGGCCCUCCCGCCCCUCGACCCCCCUCCUCAACCACGCUAGACUCCAUAUCUGGAGAGUUCGCCCUCGUCAUCAACGGACAUAGCCUGGCCCAUGCGUUGGAGGCUGAUAUGGAGGGGGAGUUUGUGUCAACAGCGUGUGUCUGUAGAGCAGUGAUCUGCUGCAGGGUGACUCCUCUACAGAAAGCCCUGGUGGUGGAGCUCAUCAAGAAACACAAGAAAGCUGUCACCCUGGCCAUAGGAGACGGGGCUAACGAUGUUAGCAUGAUCAAGACGGCUCAUAUAGGAGUGGGCAUCAGUGGUCAGGAGGGCAUCCAGGCAGUGCUGGCAUCUGACUACUCCUUCUCCCAGUUCCGCUUCCUCCAGCGCCUGCUGCUGGUCCACGGACGCUGGUCCUACCUCCGCAUGUGUCGCUUCCUCUGCUACUUCUUCUACAAGAACUUUGCCUUCACCAUGGUGCAUUUCUGGUUCGGCUUCUUCUGUGGCUUCUCUGCCCAGACAGUAUAUGAUCAGUACUUCAUCACUCUCUAUAACAUCGUCUACACCUCUCUCCCCGUGCUGGCCAUGGGAAUAUUUGACCAGGACGUCCCAGAGCAGCGUAGUCUGGAGUAUCCUAAGCUGUAUGAGCCAGGUCAGCUUAACCUGCUGUUCAACAAGAGAGAGUUCUUCAUCUGUAUAACCCAGGGUAUCUACACUAGUGUUGUGUUGUUCUUCGUACCCUACGCCAUCCUGUCCCACGGAACCCAGGGCACCGGGGAACCCCUCGCUGACUACCAGACCUUUGCUGUUACCACAGCCACCGCCCUGGUGAUCGUGGUCAGUGUGCAGAUUGCUCUGGACACAGGCUACUGGACAGCCAUCAACCAUUUCUUUGUGUGGGGCUCUGUGGGCACCUUCUUCACCAUCAUGUUGGCUAUGCACAGCCAGACUCUGUUCAGCAUCUUUCCCAACCAGUUCCACUUCGUAGGCAGUGCCCAGAGCACACUGGUCCAGCCGCUGGUGUGGCUGACCAUCGUCUUGGCCACAGUGAUCUGCAUCGUUCCAGUUCUGGCAUUCCGAUUCCUCAAACUGGACCUGAAACCACAGCUCUCUGACACGGUGCGUUACACCCAGCUGGUGCAUCAGAAGACGAGGAAGCCAGCGGGUCGAUGCAUGGGAGGAGUCAGGGGCGGGGUCGGGGGCGUGCCUGACGGUCGUCUGGGGGCAAGGGGCGGGUCCAGGAGGUCAGGAUAUGCCUUUGCCCACCAGGAGGGCUUUGGGGAGCUCAUCACCUCUGGGAAGAACAUGAGACUGUCCUCCCUGGCCCUGGCCAACUUUGCCUCCAGACACAGCUCCAGCUGGAUAGACACCCUGCGCAGAAAGAAGCACUCAAACACACAUCCCCCGCAGAGCGCCUCAGGAGAGAGCAGCCCGGCACCUAGCUAUGUGUCGGGAUCGGCUCCCCCCCUGUCCAAUUCAUCCUCUCUCCUGGGAGGGUCGCAGGAUACUCCCCUGGAGGAGGGAACACACACGCUGCCUGUCAUACUCCCACAGGUGGCUUCUGGCCCUCCCACAAACACACCUCCAGCGUUAGCUCCAGCCCAGGUCCCCUCUGCUGACGCUCUCACCCCCACCUCGGUGAGGAGUCCUGGGGGAGACUCGGUUGGUGGCUGGAACCUUAGUCUGGGCGCUGUACAGGAUGCUCUAUUUGGUUGGAGGGGAGGCGCCUCUCGCACCAGCGGAACCAGCAGCCCGGGACCUCCCCUUGUUCCCAAGGAAACCAACCACACCGUGUGAGACGGACAGGCAGAUGAUAGAAAGAAGAAGGACAGGCUGUCAUAUCCCACUGGAUUCUCUUGGAAUACGUGAAGAAAUACUACAUUUGGAAGUUUGUAAUACUGAAGUUGGAAUGUUGGAAUGGCACUCACCCUGGGUUAGGAAGAGAUCCAAAGUGGCAGCCAUUGUAGGCGGAAGGCAUACACACCCAUCAACACACACGGGCAUUUGUAUGACACUGUCGUUGCAAUAGGGUUGGUACAUAUAUGUAUCCGUCUGAAAGAUAGUGUGUGGUAGUUGUGAUAGACAUGCUCAGACUACCCACAACCCACUUCUCUGUCUUCUUCAACCAAUGAGGCAGGCUGAAAGAAGCACUUUUUCAUGCAAAUGAUGUAACCAUCUGCUGAAGAGCUUGGUACCACAGGGAUCCGGAGAGAAACCCCGCUCCAACAACACCGCUGUGGGUCAGACAUGACUAUACUAUUUAUACAAUGGAUCAUAUGUCAUAACAUCGUAUCAGAUUGGUUCAAAACAAAGUAUUGAAUUGAGUCUUUAUGACAGAAGAGAGAUUCAUUUGAUCGUCAGAAAGGUGGUGAAUUGAGUCUUUAUGACAGAAGAGAGGUUCAUUUGAUCGUCAGAAAGGUGGUGAAUUGAGUCUUUAUGACAGAAGAGAGGUUCAUUUGAUCGUCAGAAAGGUGGUGAAUUGAGUCUUUAUUACAGAAGAGAGAUUAAUUUGAUCGUCAGAAAGGUGGUGAAUUGAGUCUUUAUGACAGAAGAGAGGAUAAUUUGAUCGUCAGAAAGGUGGUGAAUUGAGUCUUUAUGACAGAAGAGAGAUUCAUUUGAUCGUCAGAAAGGUGGGGAAUUGAGUCUUUAUGACAGAAGAGAGAUUAAUUUGAUCGUCAGAAAGGUGGUGAAUUGAGUCUUUAUGACAGAAGAGAGGUUCAUUUGAUCGUCAGAAAGGUGGUGAAUUGAGUCUUUAUGACAGAAGAGAGGUUCAUUUGAUCGUCAGAAAGGUGGUGAAUUGAGUCUUUAUGACAGAAGAGAGGUUCAUUUGAUCGUCAGAAAGGUGGUGAAUUGAGUCUUUAUGACAGAAGAGAGAUUCAUUUGAUCGUCAGAAAGGUGGUGAAUUGAGUCUUUAUGACAGAAGAGAGUUUCAUUUGAUCGUCAGAAAGGUGGUGAAUUGAGUCUUUAUGACAGAAGAGAGAUUCAUUUGAUCGUCAGAAAGGUGGUGAAUUGAGAUGAAAUAGCAGAAUGAGUGGUUUUUAUGAUCAGCUGUUGUUAGACAUAGUACUCCAAUACACCUGUCUGUAUCCAGCUGUUAACCAAUCAUAAACAUGUCUUUAAUAGGCCAAGUAAUGCUGUCUACCUUCUCUAAUAAUGUAUGACACAGUGUAAACCAAUGCAGCAGUGUAGAGCUGUCCCUCUAACCUGUACAGUCUGUAUGAGGAAUGUCUCUGGAACCUUAUCAGUGGUCCUGGUGUUUGUAUUCAUGAUUACAUAUUGCUGUGUCACCAUGCCCAAAGGCUUAGUCAAACCAGACAGGCUGCACGAUCCUACACUCUUAUGGGUACAUACUACUGUACAUUCUCUAUCUGUCUGCCUGACUGUCUGUCUGACUGACAUUUUCACAUACAUAGUCCGUCUGUUGUUUUAGCCAAUAACUUGGCAGGACACUGAGGGGUUCAGUCAGCCAACCAAUGACUGAAGAAUGCAGGAUGCUGUCCUUGCUGGAAUGUUGUAGUAUAUGUCAUUAUAAGUUCAUGGGCAGAGUUUCUGUGUUCACCAUAGUUCUCAGUGAGAACGCCAUUUUAACCUUACAGGACACAGCAAGACUCCUCUUCAUCAUGUUCUUCCUCAUUCUCCUCCACUGCACCAUAUUGGUGACCUGCUGCUGGGCCCACAGACAGAACUACAGUUAUAUCUCAGACUCUGAGCCAUACCCGUACUGGGCUUAAGAGAGAGGAGAUGGACUUCUAACAAAAACCUGGACCUCCAUGUUGCUCUAUGGCGUCCAUGUUGCUUUGGGGCGGACUGAGUGUGUGGGAAAAGUAUGCUAAUAUGUGCUUAUGCAGUCAGACAGUAACCUGUAGUUACCUAGAGACUGAGCUGGUCUAGGAACAGGAGAAUGUGUUAAUGAAUGGAGGCUUGGGAGGGAGGGAUCAGGGAUAUUAUUAUUAAGCCUUAAUAAAUCCACAGUAAUGAUGAUCAACCCAAUUCAUCCCUCUACUAGGCAUGUCAUCAUGUAACGUACUCCUUCUAUACAGCAGGGGCAAACAAACCCAGUCCUCCAGGGCCACUGGAAUGAUGCUUUCACUGUUGUACUCUACAGCAUACAGCUUCUGGUUAGAAAGAUAUAGGGUGAAACUAGGUGAGACAGCUGUUGUACUCUACAGCAUACAGCUUCUGGUUAGAAAGAUAUAGGGUGAAACCAGAUGAGGCAGCUGUUGUACUCUACAGCAUACAGCUUCUGGUUAGAAAGAUAUAGGGUGAAACCAGAUGAGGCAGCUGUUGUACUCUACAGCAUACAGCUUCUGGUUAGAAAGAUAUAGGGUGAAACCAGAUGAGACAGCUGUUGUACUCUGCAGCAUACAGCUUCUGGUUAGAAAGAUAUAGGGUGAAACCAGAUGAGACAGCUGUUGUACUCUACAGCAUACAGCUUCUGGUUAGAAAGAUAUAGGGUGAAACCAGAUGAGGCAGCUGUUGUACUCUACAGCAUACAGCUUCUGGUUAGAAAGAUAUAGGGUGAAACCAGAUGAGACAGCUGUUGUACUCUGCAGCAUACAGCUUCUGGUUAGAAAGAUAUAGGGUGAAACCAGAUGAGACAGCUGUUGUACUCUACAGCAUACAGCUUCUGGUUAGAAAGAUAUAGGGUGAAACCAGAUGAGACAGCUGUUGUACUCUGCAGCAGUGGUAUUCAAAGUCUGGGUCGC